Messenger RNA from Rhipicephalus sanguineus (brown dog tick), 3289 nucleotides. It is a transcript of the gene kel, whose product is annotated as ring canal kelch homolog. The record is from RefSeq and is a predicted model, not a curated record. Lineage: Eukaryota; Metazoa; Arthropoda; Arachnida; Ixodida; Ixodidae. Gene Ontology annotation, molecular function: protein binding. The transcript has 10 exons. The coding region runs from base 177 to 1985 and encodes 602 amino acids.
CGGUAACUUUUACGCCACCUACGUCGAAAGUUGCGGAACCUGACGCUAGACCACUCACCAAAACAAACUCUGCGUUCAGUUGCAGUCGGUUUUGCUUGUCAGCCGUCUUUGUAGCCUAUUUGUGUAUCGAACAUGAACUUGAAACCUCUGUCGCUGGCACAUUGAGUCUUCUCAUCAUGAACAAUUCAUCUUUCUAUCAGGCAUUGUCGUCUGAACUGGCUUCCGAAAGUACCAUGCUGGAGUUCAAGCUCCAGAAGAUUGACCUGGGCAGAUCUCAGCAUAGUUUGACGGAGCGACCCCCAUACAGAAACCAGCACCACACUCAGAAGGCAUUUGAGACCAUGAAUAUAUUGAGGAAGCAGAACCUCCUGUGUGAUGUAACUCUUGUGGCUGGUGCCACAGAGGUGUCUGCCCAUAAGACGGUGCUAGCAUCCUGCAGCCCCUAUUUCUAUGCCAUGUUUACGGGCUUCACUGAGAGUAGAGCUAACAAGAUCACGCUUCAGGGUCUGGAUGGGACAGCACUGGCUCUGCUCAUUGAUUAUGUCUACUCAGCCGAGAUACAGGUCACUGAAGAGAAUGUGCAGAGCCUGUUACCUGCUGCUAACUUGCUCCAGUUGAGCGAUGUCCAAGAAGCCUGCUGCGAGUUUCUGCAAGCUCAGCUGCACCCAUCGAACUGCCUCGGCAUUCGGGCAUUUGCAGACCUUCAUGGGUGCCUUGACCUGCUGUCACACUGUGAUUCCUAUAUUGAGCAGCACUUUGUGGAAGUGACCGAGAAUGAAGAAUUUCUUGCCCUUCCUGCAAAUCAAGUGGCUCAUCUCAUUUCUAGUGACAGGCUGUCAGUUCCUUCAGAGGAGCAGGUCUUUGAGGCUGUGAUGAACUGGGUGAACCAGGACUUGGCCAACCGAGAGUCACAGUUGGGCUCCCUGAUGGAGCACGUGCGGCUCCCACUGCUAUCUCAAGAGUAUCUGGUGCAGCGUGUGGAGGAGGAGCCCUUACUGAAGGGAAACCUACCCUGCAAGGACUUUCUCAUUGAGGCUAUGAAGUACCAUCUGUUGCGUGCUGAUCAGAAAGCACUUUACGCUACACCACGUACCAAGCCUCGAACGCCUGUUGGACGGCCUAAGAUGCUGCUUGUCGUGGGUGGCCAGGCACCCAAGGCCAUUCGCAGUGUGGAGUGCCUGGACCUGCAGCGUGAGCGCUGGCUGCAGCUGGCUGAGCUCCCCAGCCGUCGAUGCCGUGCAGGCCUAGCCCUUCUUGAUGGACGUGUGUUCACAGUCGGUGGCUUUAAUGGCUCACUACGUGUGCGCACAGUCGAUAUCUAUGACCCUGCGAGAGAUCAGUGGAGCCAGGCCCCUAGUAUGGAAGCUCGAAGAAGUACACUAGGUGUGGCAGUUCUAAACAACCAGAUCUAUGCUGUUGGUGGCUUUGAUGGUUCCACGGGACUGAACAGUGCUGAACGAUAUGACCCACAUACAGAAGAAUGGUCAGCAAUUGCAUCUAUGAGCACUCGUCGAAGCAGUGUUGGAGUAGGUGUUUUGAAUGGCCUCCUUUAUGCUGUCGGUGGAUAUGAUGGGGCAUCACGACAGUGCUUAAGUUCAGUCGAGCGUUAUGAUCCCAAGGAAGAGGAGUGGUCCCUUGUAGCUGAUAUGUCUGCAAGGCGCAGUGGUGCUGGCGUUGGGGUCCUGGAAGGAGUGCUUUACGCUGUGGGUGGACAUGAUGGACCAUUGGUGCGCAAAAGUGUUGAGUGUUACCAUCCUGACACUAAUUCUUGGUCCCAUGUGCCAGACAUGGCCCUGGCCAGGCGAAAUGCAGGUGUCGUGGCAAUGGACGGUUUACUGUAUGUUGUAGGUGGGGAUGAUGGAUCAUCCAACCUUUCUUCUGUUGAAGUCUACAACCCGAAGACCAAAACCUGGAACAUCCUGAGCACAUUCAUGACCAUUGGUCGUAGCUAUGCUGGUGUGACAAUCAUUGACAGGCCGCUUUAAAUCCCAGAUUAUCGCCUGAAGUUGUGGUUAGACCACAGGAGGAGGUGUGAAGCUUGAUGUGCAGCAACAGUCACUGUGCUGAAAAGGCUACCCUAAAGAGGGCUUUCUUUCCACGUGGUUCCAGUGAUAAGUGGCCUAGACUCCUGAGCAAGAACUGUUCAGUGUGAUUACUUACCUUUAUUCCAGCAGCACAGAAUGUGAAUGCAUAGGACAGUAUGUACAUUAAUUAGCAGUGUAUUGGAAAGCACUGUCAUUUGCUUAUGGCAAUAGUCUUUCAAGACACUUUUCUAUGUGCACCUUUCGGAGUUAGCUGAAAUCAAAUACUACUUUAUCAAGCUAUGUUCGAUAUUUCAUGCAUUCCAGAUGGGAGCAAUUUGCAAAACUUAAGGCGUGUAGGCUGGCUCUGCUAGACUUGUACGUUGUGCCAGAGGCGGCAGUGUGAACAGUCUCUAACAGUAUGAAACAUAACUGCGAAUGUCGGUUCUACUUUUUUUAUGGCCAAGUCCUUUUAAAUUGAUGUGUAAUGCAAAUAUGGAUGAAUGCACUGGCUUUGCCAGGGAAUAAAUAUGAACAGAGUAAAUGGGGCACAGAUUUGUAAAAAGCACUUUGGUUUUAUCGAGGAUCACCUUCACUUGCCACGUUUGCUUUGUUGAAGGGUAGCAUAGGUGAUAUUCUGGAAUGCAAGAGCUAAUUGGCUAGGAUAUAAGUAAGUGAGCAUCAGAAUGCCAUGCCUACCCCUUCGUGUUGAACCACUCUUUUUUCAUACUGCACGUCUGCUUGGUCCCUUGCUGUGAUCUUAACUUCAAGAGAACACUUUUACAAAUACACACGGUGACUGCCAAAUCACCUAGGUAAAUUUUUUUUCAUUUGACUCACAGCGAGACAGAUUUUAAUGUGCAUUAUUUUCUCUCUUUCAAAAGGCGAUAUGGAUAGGCACCAAGACAUGAAAUUAGACAUACUAUAGCACAAACUGUAAUUGUUUACAGAGCAUGUGCAAAGGCUCAAGUAUUUUACCUUGUAUAGAUUGAUUUAGUGCACUGUCUUUUAUCAGCAUUCUUAAACCUUGUUACAUAUGAGGGAAAAAAAGACGUUUCAAAUAUGCUUGCGAAGAUUGGUUUGCUGCGUUAAACAGACACAGCAUAAAGGCCAGCUCAUAUUACUCAUGAGAUGCAGUUAUUAUGUCUUGCAGAGUUCUGUUUACAAGUCAGUAAAAUUGACCCUGUGCUUUCAUGUGUAAAAAAAUUGUGUGUAUGUAUAUAUAAAAGUAUGUAUAUGGUUUGAUAUAAAGAUGGUUGCUGGUUGAA